GUCGGUGUUGCUGUCACUUAAUCUCCCGGGCUGGCAGUGACGGACUGAUUUGUGGCUGCUCCAGGCCGGGGCCGGCGACAUGUUGAGGGCACGGCGAGUGCUCUGUCAGUCUUUGAGGCUGCGGCCCUCCGGCGAUGAUGUGCUGCGCCGAGGCAGGCACCUCUUGCACCCGGAAUGGGUCGCGUUAGCGGAGAAACAGCUGAAGGGGAAGAAAGCCGAGGAUCUGAUAUGGGAAACGCCGGAGGGGAUCGCCAUCAAACCCGUUUAUACCAAACAGGACACGGUGGAUCUGCCCGAGGAGCUGCCGGGCCUGUGGCCUUACACCAGGGGCCCCUACCCAACCAUGUACACGUAUAGACCUUGGACCAUUCGACAGUACGCCGGCUUCAGCACGGUGGAGGAGAGCAACCGGUUUUACCGUAAUAACAUCAAAGCUGGCCAACAGGGACUUUCGGUGGCUUUUGAUCUUGCCACUCACAGAGGAUAUGAUUCAGAUAACCCUCGUGUUCGUGGAGAUGUUGGAAUGGCAGGAGUUGCAAUAGACAGUGUUGAAGAUAUGAAAUUGUUGUUCGACUCAAUUCCUUUGGAAAAGAUGUCUGUUUCCAUGACUAUGAAUGGUGCAGUGCUGCCAGUUCUGGCUAUGUUCGUUGUGACAGGACAAGAACAAGGUGUUCCUGCAGAGAAAUUAACAGGCACCAUUCAGAAUGACAUACUAAAAGAAUUCAUGGUCAGGAACACUUUCAUUUUCCCACCUGAACCUUCCAUGAAGAUUAUAGCUGAUAUAUUCCAGUAUACUGCUGAACAUAUGCCUCGAUUUAACUCCAUUUCUAUCAGUGGAUACCACCUCCAAGAAGCUGGUGCUGGUGCUGUUUUGGAAUUAGCUUAUACCAUAGCAAAUGGUUUAGAAUACUGCAGGACUGGUAUCCAAGUUGGACUUAACAUUGAUGACUUUGCACCACGACUUUCUUUCUUUUGGGGAAUUGGUAUGAAUUUUUACAUGGAAAUAGCAAAGCUGAGAGCGGCUAGACGGCUCUGGGCCCAUUUAAUGAAAGAAAAAUUUAAUGCUAAAAAUUCAAAAUCUUUGCUGCUACGAGCUCAUUGCCAGACCUCUGGUUGGUCCCUCACUGAGCAGGAUCCACAUAACAAUAUUGUUCGCACAGUGAUUGAGGCAAUGGCAGCUGUGUUUGGAGGAACUCAGUCAUUGCAUACUAAUUCCUUUGAUGAGGCAUUAAGUCUGCCCACAUUACAAAGCUCGCGGAUUGCCAGGAAUACUCAGAUCAUCAUACAGGAGGAAUCUGGCAUCCCAAAAGUGGCAGAUCCUUGGGCAGGUUCAUUUAUGAUGGAGACUCUUACUAAUCAGGUGUAUGAUGCUGCUUUAGAGCUUAUUAAUGAGAUUGAAGAAAUGGGUGGUAUGGCUAAAGCGGUAGCCGAAGGGAUCCCAAAACUGCGUAUUGAAGAGUGUGCAGCCAGAAACCAAGCAAGGAUUGACUCUGGUGCUAAGGUAAUCGUAGGAGUAAACAAGUAUCGUCUGGAGAAAGAAGAAACUGUUGAUGUGUUGGUUAUUGAUAAUACUGCAGUGCGUAAUCAACAGAUUGCAAAGCUGGAAAAGCUAAAAGCAUCCAGAAAUCAGGCAACAGUAGAACAAUGUCUUGAUGCCAUCACCGAAUGUUCACGCUCAGGAGGGAAAAACCUGCUGGCUCUUGCAGUGGAAGCUGCUCGUGCAAGAUGUACAGUUGGAGAAAUUACAGAUGCAAUGAAAAAAGUGUUUGGUGAACAUCGACCUAGUAAUCGCAUGGUGAGUGGUGCAUAUCGACAUGAAUUUGGUGACAGUGAAGAAAUGUCUAUGGCAAUAAACCGGAUUGAGAAAUUUGCUAAAAAUGAAGGCCGUCGACCUCGUCUGCUUGUUGCUAAAAUGGGUCAAGAUGGGCAUGACAGAGGAGCAAAAGUUAUUGCAACAGGAUUUGCUGAUCUUGGCUUUGAUGUGGAUAUAGGACCACUUUUUCAGACUCCUCGAGAGGUGGCUCAGCAAGCAGUAGAUGCAGAUGUUCACUGUGUGGGUGUCAGUUCGCUGGCUGCUGGGCACAAAACUCUUGUGCCAGAACUGAUUAAAGAGCUAUGUGAUCUUCGGCGCCCUGAUAUUUUGGUCAUCUGUGGUGGUGUGAUUCCUCCUCAGGAUUAUGACAUCUUGUACAAGUCAGGCGUUUGCAACAUCUUUGGCCCAGGUACCAGAAUUCCAGUUGCAGCUAUACAGGUACUUGCUGACAUUGAGAGAAACUUAGUCAAGAGGCAGCAAUCAAUGUGAUUGUGAAUGCCAUCAAAUACUUUUUAUUUCACAGAUAUGUUAUGAAACUUGUUUUCUGUAAUGUCAAUCAAAAAUAACUUAAUACAUUUGUCUUCUGUACUUUCUGGGAAAGUUUGUAGAUUAUCAAUAUAUUGUAACUAUUUGUAUCUCAGUUCACUUACUAGUGUAAACUAUGAUCACAGACUGCAAGCUUUUACAAAGAUGAUAUAACAGCUCUUGAGUAAAUGGCAUGUUGGUGCUUUAAAUAUUUAAAUUUAAGCUAAAUGCCUAACAUUGAUUCCUUUUCAGAAUUCACUUGCAUUUACAUGAUUAAUGAUUGUGAACAGUUACAGUUUCAUGUCCAGCCAGACAAAUAAAAUUAUGAAAAUA
Messenger RNA from Carcharodon carcharias (great white shark), 2671 nucleotides. RefSeq names its product methylmalonyl CoA mutase (gene mmut). Gene Ontology annotation, cellular component: mitochondrion. Lineage: Eukaryota; Metazoa; Chordata; Chondrichthyes; Lamniformes; Lamnidae. Gene Ontology annotation, molecular function: metal ion binding; cobalamin binding; methylmalonyl-CoA mutase activity. Bases 80 to 2302 code for a protein of 740 amino acids. The transcript has 12 exons. The record is from RefSeq and is a predicted model, not a curated record.